AUGGUCCUGUUCAAAGUAAAAUUCACUUUCCAAAAGCGUGUGCAGUUGGCACAAUCCCUAUGGAUGCUGUGCUGGUUCUCGGUGUUUACUGGAGUCCUAACUUUCGCAUUGGGACUUUAUCUCAAAUGCGAACUCAAGAGACGGAGUGAGGUGAUGGACAACACUGACAUCCACCUUGUUCCCAACACCCUAAUCUUGGUGGGGCUCAUCUCCAUGCUCAUCAAUUUCAGUGCGGUCAAAAUGUGCAAUGACUCACUGGAUCUGACCAAGUUCCCCCGAUGGAAGGGUUACGUGGAACCCUUCCUGAUCUUCUCCUUCCUCUUCACCUUUCUCAUGCUGUUUGCUUCGCUCUUGAGCUAUUUCAUGAGAGGAAAUCUGGACGCUUCACUGAAGAUUGGCCUGAAAAAUGGAAUCCGUUUUUAUAAGGACACAGACACCCCAGGCAGAUGCUACCAGAAGAGGACAAUAGACCACAUCCAGAUGGAGUUCCAGUGCUGUGGGAACAACAACUACAGGGACUGGUUUGGGGUGCAGUGGAUCAGUAAUCGAUUCCUAGACUUCAACAACAAGGAAGUGAGGGAUCAUAUUAAGAGCAACGUGGAUGGCAGGUACCUGAUUGAUGGUGUCCCCUUCAGUUGCUGCAACCCUAACUCCCCUCGGCCCUGCAUCCAGCGUCAAAUCACCAACAACUCUGCUCACUUCAACUAUGAGUACCAGACAGAGGAGCUGAACAUAUGGCUGACAGGAUGUCGAGAGGCUCUGCUCAGCUACUAUACCGGGAUGAUGGCAACCAUUGGAACAAGCGUGCUGCUCUGCUAUGUCAUGCAGCUUGGUGUGUUGACUGGACUGCGCUACCUCAGCAUAGCGACAGAAGCUGUCGUGGAGCAGGAGAAUCCCGAGUGUGACUCUGAAGGCUACCUGCUGGAGAAGGGGCCGAUGGAGACAGUGUAUGCUAUUGCCGAAGCAGUGAAGGCCAAGUUCAGCUUUAAUCAGGUCCAGACAGAACCAGCAGCAACCGAGGUGACAACAACAGAGGGGGACAAAACGGAUAAAUAGCCAUUUUCCAACCAGGAGAAGUGCCAGCCUGGGUAACAGGAGUCACCCCAGAGGUGACUAUUGGACGUAGCUAACGUUUAAUGUUGAAUCUCCUUUAUUUGAUUUCAUGCAAUGAAAUAUUGCAAUCUUCUGCCAGAUUGCCCUGCUUCCUGCUCGGGGGAGCUGAGUGACCCUUAACCUAGCGGCUGUCUACCCAGCCUCAGCUCCUCUGCCUCAUGCCAAUGCAUAGGGGCCCUCACUUCACCAACACAAAAUCCUCCCUCAAGUUGGCUUUUAUCAACAUUAAACUCAACUUGUGCCCUGAGUGUUAGCACCUGACCUUUCACCCCCAGAACCCAGAUUCACAUUGACACUUGACAAGUAACACCUAGGGUUCCCAACUCUAGAUCGAUGCAUUUCUUGAGGCUUUCUUAAUAAGACCUCCUACCUCAGCCACUAAAACACCCUCCAUCCCCAACUCCAAUAUCUGUAUAAAUAAUAAACAGAAUUGUUCAAAGAAA
Messenger RNA from Carcharodon carcharias (great white shark), 1556 nucleotides. RefSeq names its product RDS/peripherin-like protein xRDS35. The record is from RefSeq and is a predicted model, not a curated record. Gene Ontology annotation, biological process: visual perception. The transcript is spliced from 3 exons. The coding region runs from base 1 to 1056 and encodes 351 amino acids. NCBI's taxonomy places the organism in Eukaryota, Metazoa, Chordata, Chondrichthyes, Lamniformes, Lamnidae. Gene Ontology annotation, cellular component: membrane.